This is a messenger RNA of Drosophila takahashii, 607 nucleotides long. It is a transcript of the gene CheA87a, whose product is annotated as Chemosensory protein A 87a. The record is from RefSeq and is a predicted model, not a curated record. NCBI's taxonomy places the organism in Eukaryota, Metazoa, Arthropoda, Insecta, Diptera, Drosophilidae.
AUGGGCUCUUCUUCUGGUUCAGCUCAGCAACUGGUAUUGCUGGGCAUCAUUCUCCUGGCCACCAAUCCAUUCGGGGUCCAAGCAAGAACACUUAGGAUCUCCAAGUUGGAGAAACUGACCCAGGAAGAAGAAUUUCUGCACAGCCGCCUGCGCAUUGCAGAGUUUGAGGAAAAUGUGUUGAAAGUAAGCGGAGAACUAAAUCUGCAUCAUCGCCUCGGAAAGGAUUGGAUGAUAGAAUUUAAGGUUUCACGAUCUACGGAUGGCGAUGAAAGUUAUGAGAGGAUACUGUUGAUCGAAGUAAACCUUUGUGACUUUAUGAAUACCUACUACAAGGACUUCUUCUACGAACGGAUCAAGGACUAUUCUAAUGCCCCGCGACCUGGCACCUGUCCUCUGCCCAAGGAACAUUACCGUCUGCAAGACUAUCCACUGGAUGUCCGUGUGCUAAAAAAACUAAUGACUCCCGGCAACUAUCGUAUAAAGUAUAAACUUAAAAACGACGAUUCCGUCAUAUUAGCCUAUAGAGCCGAAGUGGAAAUAGAGUAGUGAAUCCAGGAAUUUUGCUGUACAUGUUCAAUUUAUUGCCGUAUUAAUAAACCUAUUCGUA